AUGAAUUCUGAUAUUGCGCUUUAUCGGACUCGUAGGUCACAUUCUACUGUGCAUGUAUGUUUUAGAAAAGUUUAAAAAACAUUAAAAUAUAUUAAAAUUAUAAACUAAUUUUUUGCAUUAAAUUGAAUUGUUUUAAAAAAUUACAAAAACGAUUAAAGUUUGUACAUUUUUAAAAACAUUUAGCCACCAAAGCUGGACGUUGAUGAAAAACCGGCUCAUGUUCAAUUUUUUCAAUAUAAUACGAAAGAUUACAUUAUCGAUCUAAACGAAUGUUGUGAUGAUCGCCGUUUUUCUGAUACCAAUGUAUGUUUGUGCGUUUCAAUAAACUGUAGUUUAGUUUUCACAAAAAUUAAAAAACAAAUGGCACGAAUGCAAAAAAGACGGUGGUGUUAUUAACUACGAUUUGAAUUGUAUGUAUAAGUUGUUGGACGGAGAUUACAAUUUGUCAAUGCAGGUAAAGUUUGCUUUUUAUAUAUUUAUACUAAAAAAUUAAACUUUAUAUUCAUAUUUAAACUUUUUAAAUACUUCAGUUAAAUAUUGAGCGCGGAACGCUGCGGCGCAAGCCUAUGCGUUUUCAAAGCAUCGUACAACCAUUUAAUAGUCACCGUUGGAAUUUCACGAGGCUGAAACCUUAUGAAUUUAUGUAUUAUGCUCGUUGCGCCGACCACGCUUACAAUACGGAUCCUUUAGAUGUUCAUGCUGUAUGCGUAAAUGCUUCGCCAAUAGAAAGUGGUCAUUUUUUAAUAGUACCGUCAUUAAGCAAACGGUUUCCGCAGGUAUGAGUUGCAAACAAAAUAGACGUUAACCUAAAUUAUUAAUUUGCUUUGGGAAAAUUAUAAUUUGCACUAAAGUAUCUUUUGGUUUGACAUAGUAUGCGUAUUUUUGACAUUGGAAGUAUUGUAUUGUUUGCUUUUGUCAUUUUUAAAUUAUAGAAUUAAACAGAAUGACUUUAAUUUUUUAAAAUAAAAAAUGUCAUAAAAUUAUGCUUUAGAUAAUGACUGAAACAGGAAUACGAAUGGCUACUGACUUAAUGUUAAUUGUUGAAAACGAAAAUUUUCAUGUCUUAUAUAACUCGUUGCUGGGACAAGCGUCACUUAACCAUCUACACUUGCACGGUCUAUGGUGGCCUUAUGAGUCGGAUUUAGUUCAUAGAGUAUUUAUUUUUUUUCUGUUAUAAUUUUUAAAUUUAAUCAAAAUAUUUAUAAGUUAUUUUUAGAUUAAAAUAUUAUUAUUACGAAUCAAGUAGAUUUUAAAAUCUAUAAUAACCGUGUGCGGCGUUUGGGAUAGCGACAUUUGCGUUAAACGACGUUUGGGACAACAAAAAAGGCUUUUUAUUUUACUACUCUUACUUUAACCAACCGUGUUAUACACUUGUGGCAUCUAAACGUCGUUUGGUCCUAAAUGUCUUUUGUUCCAAUGAAAUAUGUGGUGUUUUUUUGGACAACAACCUAUUUUUUUAGAAGUUUGAACUAUUGGCAGGCGACUGUUUCGUUAUCAGACGACCAGAUUGGUAUAUUCACGCUUUUUGUUAUCAGCUUAAAGCUAUUGAAGGCCUGGAUUUGUUUGUAAAAAACGUAUGGCAUACUUUGAACUUUCUCACGGUACACAACGUUGCGCAUAACGUUUUUUUCACUAGAGCAGCGCCGCUUCGUACUCAGCUACCUGUGCGACUUGAGCAACGUGGAGCAUCACAAUUUGUUACUGUUUACAUAUUUCCAAGACAGUGUCAUACAGGUGCAAAGCCGAUGAACAACUUUAAUCCAGCGGCGUUGGAGCUAGCUGGUUGUUUAAUGGCUUAUAGUAAGAGUAUAGUAUUUUCAUAUUUUUACUUUUUUUAUUUAUAAUUUUUUGAAACACCGAUAGGCUGCUUAUGUAUAAAGUAUUAUUUAGGUAUUUCUGUAUUAAAAAAAACUCCACCUCAUUUUCAAAAACCGUAUGUUCUAGUCUCGAAUUCUGAAGUUUUGAAGAAGUUGCUUAAAAGCUUAAUUUUUAAAUCUAUUUAAAAUUGCUUGAAAACUGUAGCCUGAUGAAAUAUUAAUAUUUUAGAUUUAAAAUUUUUUGAAACUGCAACAGAACAAAACUGUGUCCGCACUUUUGACGAAGACGCAGCGUUAGACGAUGGUCACUUUGAAACGGUAAUUUAUUUACGUUUAACCAUUGUCUAUUUUUUAACAAAAUUAUUGAAUCAAAUAAUCGCAGUUAUCUUUAGCUGGCAAUUGAGUUAGCCAAACGAAUAUUGGGUUCUGUUCCUUGGGCGGCACAGGUCCCGCCACCAUCAUUUAGUAAAGAUGACUACGAACUGACGGAAUUAGAAGAGUUAACAGAUUCGUUUCAUACGGUAUCUUUACCUGCGCCAACAAAGCCACUAAAACAUUACCGGUCGUUCAACCUAGGCAAGCCUACUAAUGACGGCUCCAUUGAGGAACCGGCUCAGCGUAAAAGAAGCCAUACGACAGAUGCGUCCAUGGAGUUUUCUAAAAUUUGUGAAGAACACGGAAACGAAUAG
Messenger RNA from Bursaphelenchus okinawaensis, 2506 nucleotides. NCBI's taxonomy places the organism in Eukaryota, Metazoa, Nematoda, Chromadorea, Rhabditida, Aphelenchoididae. The record is from the annotation of a GenBank genome assembly.